AUGGAAUCUGCCUCUCAGAAACGCCGAGCUGCUCGUCGCGAUGACCGCCGCUUUCGCGAGCUCUAUCGUUACUUCCAGCCCGCCAACCCUGCUGCUCUGCUAUACCCUCAGUAUGUGCCUCCUGGCGAGGAGGACCCGGCGCGGCCUGUGUCGGAUAACGUCGAGGACGCCAACAUCUCCCUGGCCUCGGUGCCCUCGGCGCCCACGGGCCCUCCUACCACCGCCGAAGACGCUCUCUGGAUCGGAUGCACCAACGAUACCCGGUUUGGGCCCAAACUCAACCAGACUACCGUGGCACUUCCUGCGUCGGACAAGGAUCAUUAUCACUUCCAUAUCGUCGAAGAUUUGAGCGCCAAUGAGGCCUACAAGAACCUUCCCUUUGUGGCAGGUCCUCCGCACUUUCGAUUCUACGCUGGCACGCCCUUGACGACAGAAAACAAGAUCAACAUUGGUGCUUUUUUCGUCCUCGAUCCCGAACCUCGAUCUGGCCUCACCCAAACGGAAAAAGACACACUCGGUACUUUGGCCGCCCUGGCGAUGGAUUUUCUCCGUGUCAGCCGCCAGGCAUCCGAAGGACGGCGUGCUGCUCGACUCUCUCGCGGCCUGAGCUGCUUCGUAGAGGGGAGUUCCAGUUUUGUCGACGGUAUGAAUUCCUCGCGCACCCCCUUUUCGGUUCGGGAACCCACCUCGCCCCCUGCUGCCAUCUCCCGGUCUCGCGGGUCGCGGGGGUCGCGGGGUUCGCGGGGUUCUCGCGGUAGCAGCACCGAUUUUCGUCCCAGUCGAUCACCGGUGCUUUCACAGAGUGGUGAAGGCGGCAUGUCCGGCGCUUCGUCAGAGGACAAGGCGGAGACGGGGACAUCGUCCGAUGCCACCACACCACUGCCAGACUGGCUCGUCGCCGGGCACAAAGGCGAGCCAAGCCGGACGGGGGACGAGAUGCAUAGCAAUCUAUGGGCCUUCCGACGGGCGGCCAAUCUCAUCCGCGAGAGUCUCGAGUUGUCUGGGGACAGCGGAGUGAUUUUUCUGGAGAGCAGCAACACCCCGCUGGACGGCGACAACGGGCGAUUGGAUUACUUUGAUGAUCCGGGGACCUCGGCGCACGUCCUGGCCAUAUCGACCAACGAACAACCGUUUGCGCCCGAGCCGGGUUCGGCUUCGAAAUGUCCCGCUGCCAAUUUCGACCGGCGGUUCCUGCAGCAGGUCCUCCGUCGCUAUCCCAAGGGGAAGAUCUGGUCGUUCCAUCGCGACCGCAGUCUCUUCACCUCGUCGGACGACGACGACAAGCCUGGUCCCGACUCCCCUGUUUCUAUUGUCAAAACGCCGCCGGACGGCCCCCGUGGGAAUGCAAAGAAGUGGCGCGCCACCGAAACUGCCAUGUUGGGCAAGUAUUUUCCCAAUGCCAGUCAGGUGCUUUUCGUGCCUCUCUGGAACCCUGCAAGCUCGCAGUGGUUCGCCGGCUGUUUCUGCUGGAACUGCAAUGAGACUCAGGUGUUCAGCUCUUCCGUGGAGCUCGCUUCCAUCAUGGGGUUCGGAUACUCGAUCAUGGCUGAAUACAGUCGCGUCGAGUCUGUGAUUGCGGAUCGACAGAAGGGUGAUUUUAUCGGGAGCAUCUCGCACGAGCUCCGGAGUCCUCUACACGGAAUUCUGGCGGCAACUGAAUUCAUGGACGGAACACGUCUCAGUGAGUUCCAGAAGUCCUUGUUGGACACGAUCAACGCGUGCGGCCGUACCCUGCUCGACACCAUGAACCAGGUCCUGGACUUCAGCAAGAUUGUCUCGCUUGAGAAGAGCUGGCGCCAGAUCAGACGGUCGCGUGACAACCGGCGUGAAGUAGACAACCUGAAGGGAGUGGAUAGCAUGGCAGCUCUUCUCGAUUCCUACGUUUGUGAAGAUAUUGCCCUGCUUGCGGAAGAGGUGGUGGAAGGGGUCUGUCUGGGCCAUGCUUACGGCCGUUCCACGUCCUCGGGGUCCUCUCCACCCACGGCACUGUCGCAACCGACCACCAGUCCCCUAUCGACACCAGGCAAGGAGGGUGUCACGCGCCCUGAGGUGGAAGUUAUUGUGGAUAUCGAAGAGGGGAACUGGGUGUUCAGGACCCAACCGGGUGCGUUGCGUCGGAUUAUCAUGAACAUUUUCGGAAAUUCGAUGAAGUACACCGAGCGGGGCCGUGUGUCGCUUCGCCUAGAGUCAGUCCAGGCGGAUGAAGCGCAGUCGAGUCGAAAGGAGUCGGAACAGCUGGUCCUGUUGACGGUGGCGGACACAGGCAAGGGUAUCUCGGAAGAUUUCCUUCGCGCGCGUCUGUACACGCCUUUUGCGCAGGAAGACACUCUGGCGGUCGGCACCGGCCUUGGACUUGCCAUCGUUCGCAGCAUCGUCAAGUCGCUGGAAGGCCAUAUCAGCAUCAGAAGUCAUGCCGGAGAAGGGACGGUAGUGAAAGUAUCUCUACCUCUGACCCGACCGUCCCCGGACGAAGCGGCGUCUGUCGACUCGCGGUCGCACCAGCAACUGUCAUCCCAGGAUAUGCAUGAGCUGCGGAAUAUGUAUGCCGAGAAAACGGUCGCGAUUCUGGGAUUCGAUCCGAAAGCGUCCAACAACUCGGAACUGUCUCGCGUCAUGGCUCGCUAUAUUACCGACUGGUUCGGUCUCAAGCUCGAGUCCUGGCCACCUCAGGGCCCUGUCGACGUCUUACUGGCCCAGGACUAUGAUCUGACCGAGGAGGUGAAGGCUCAGUCCUUCCCCCGCUCAUCGGCCCUGAUUGUGUUGUGCAGCAACGCCGUUGAGCAUGACUCUCACCGGCGGGCCUGGUUGUCGCUGGCGGCAUCCAUUGAUUUCCUACGUCGACCGUGUGGUCCUCACAAGUUGGCGCGGAGCAUUCUGCGAUGCGUGAAACAGUUGUCCGUAUCUCCCGCUCAGCCUGUCAGCCAGCACCCGUUGGCAGAUCGCACACGUUCUGCAGAGACUGCCGACGGACCAGGAGAGUUGGGAGGUAGCUCUGAUGCGGCAGGUGGCGAUUCAGUUAAGGAGCCGCUUGACCAGCAACCGCGUGAACCAGACACGACAACAGGAGGACCUCCGGAGCCAGCGCAGACUCCAGACGAAUCACCUCAACCUGUCGAUGGAGUUGAUGGGUGCACUGCAGCCACGGCACCGGCCUCCCCGGAGCCAGAACAGAUUGAUCCCGCGCCGUCUGUCCCCGAGCAACGUCGUAAUUCGGCCCUGUCACGGCCCAUCAACGUGCUGGUGGUGGAUGACAAUCAGAUCAAUCUGCGGCUGCUCCUAACGUACCUGAAACGACGAAACAUCGGGGUUCUAGACUCGGCGGAGAAUGGCAAGAUGGCGGUGGAAGCACUGGAGAAAAGGCCGGAGGGGUAUGACAUAAUCUUCAUGGACAUCUCCAUGCCAGUCAUGAACGGCUUCGAGGCAACGCGCGCCAUCCGCGCCAUCGAAAACGAGCGUGACGGGCAGAAACCAGCGACGAUCAUCGCGCUGACGGGCCUGAGCAGCGCGCGCGACGAGACAGAGGCAUUGACGUCGGGCGUGGACCUGUUCCUGACCAAACCCGUUUCCUUGAAGGAAGUGUCCCGCUUGCUGGACGAGUGGGAGUCGAAGCAGAAGAACGCGUGA
This is a messenger RNA of Rasamsonia emersonii CBS 393.64, 3624 nucleotides long. RefSeq names its product Sensor histidine kinase/response regulator. The record is from RefSeq and is a predicted model, not a curated record. The transcript is spliced from 5 exons. Gene Ontology annotation, biological process: protein autophosphorylation; phosphorelay signal transduction system. The coding region runs from base 1 to 3624 and encodes 1207 amino acids. Gene Ontology annotation, molecular function: phosphorelay sensor kinase activity; histidine phosphotransfer kinase activity. Lineage: Eukaryota; Fungi; Ascomycota; Eurotiomycetes; Eurotiales; Trichocomaceae.